UGUCCAUCUCGGGGGGAUAACUAUCUUUACGCUGUGACUGUUUACUCUUCGGUUGUUUACUUUCUCGUUUCACACCGAGCUCGUGACUAAAAAAAAGUCAUUUCUUAAACAACCGUUUAACGUUAAUCGUUAUAAAAAGCUGCGCUGGAAGCUGAGCCGUUAAACAAACCACAGACGUAAACUAACGGACACAGAGCGACUUUUUGUCGGUUUUUAGCAGGUUUUACGUCAUAUCAGCUGUUAGCUAACGUCUUGUUAGCCGUUAGCUUACGUGUUUUUAGCCGUUUGCUUACGUAUUGUUAGCCGUGUAUAUAUGUAUGGUUAACCGUUAGCUUACGUGCUUUUAGCCGUUAGCUUACGUGUUGUUAGCCGUGUAUAUAUCUAUGGUUAGCCGUUAGCUUCCGUGUUGUUAGCCGUUAGCUAACUGAGCGGUUGUUCCGGAGGAGCUUCAGGCCGCUGUAGCUGCUGCAGAGGUCAUCAGCUCCGAGACGAUGGCGAACCCUCUGAGGGCCGAAGUGGUCCGACUCUAUAAAAACCUGCUGUACCUGGGCCGGGAGUACCCUAAAGGCGGCGAGUACUUCAGGGCCCGCCUGCGAGCAGCGUUCUCUAAGAACCGGUGCGUUCAGGAGCCCGAGAAGAUCCGGGAGCUGAUCUCUCGGGGAGAGUUCGUGGCCAGAGAGCUGGAGGCGCUCUACUACCUGAGGAAGUACCGCGCCAUGAAGAAACGCUACUACGAGGAAUAAAACCACUCAGAGACCCAGAGACCAUGGGGGGGCCUUCAAGAACCUGCUACGCUGGUACUGAUCCGGUUCCUUAAGAAAUUUGGGUUUUGUUCAACAGAAAUGUCAAAUAAAGUAACGUGGACGGUUCCCUCCAGCGCUGUUCACACGUUAAAUACAUGAUCAGUUCACGACCUUCA
Messenger RNA from Perca flavescens (yellow perch), 919 nucleotides. It is a transcript of the gene lyrm5b, whose product is annotated as LYR motif containing 5b. Gene Ontology annotation, biological process: respiratory electron transport chain. NCBI's taxonomy places the organism in Eukaryota, Metazoa, Chordata, Actinopteri, Perciformes, Percidae. The transcript has 3 exons. The record is from RefSeq and is a predicted model, not a curated record. Gene Ontology annotation, cellular component: mitochondrion. The coding region runs from base 492 to 743 and encodes 83 amino acids.